CAGAGAAGAGCUGACUCGCUAGAAGGAUAACGAGUUGUUUGUUGUUCUGCCUCUGAAGCUCCCCUCCCGGCUCUCGCCAUGGGCACCCUCACUGACAUUCAUCCUUUCACAAGCUGCUAUAAUUUUAUUACCACACAUUCUCGUCAGAAUUCCUGUAGAGGUAGAGGUAGAGCGCCAACCUUACUCAAUCCCCGGCCAAGGCCAAGCAUUUCUUUGUUUCCUCUCACGCACAAACCUUCCAAACACCAUGUGGCGGAUUACAGUGUCUCGAGAAUACGGUGCUCCAUCGCCAAGGAAUCCACCGUUUCACCGUCGAAUGUCGAUGAAGACAAUUCGAACGGUUAUUCCGUCGACUGUGUCAUCGUUGGUGCUGGAAUUAGCGGUCUCUGCAUCGCGCAAGCUCUUGAGACGAAACACGGAGAAAUUGCAGGGAAGGUUCUGGUGACAGAAGCGAGAGAUCGCGUUGGAGGAAACAUCACGACGAUGGAGAGGGAUGGAUAUCUCUGGGAAGAAGGUCCCAACAGUUUCCAGCCGUCCGAUCCUAUUCUAACCAUGGUGGUGGAUAGUGGUUUGAAGAAUGAUCUUGUUCUAGGGGACCCGAAUGCACCACGUUUUGUAUUGUGGGAUGGAAAGUUGAGGCCUGUGCCUUCAAAGCUUACUGAUCUACCUCUCUUUGAUUUGAUGAGCUUUCCUGGGAAACUGAGGGCUGGAAUUGGUGCAAUUGGCAUUCGGCCUCCACCACCAGGUCAUGAGGAAUCAGUUGAAGAGUUUGUUCGUCGUAAUCUUGGUGAUGAGGUUUUUGAACGAUUGAUAGAACCAUUUUGUUCAGGUGUUUAUGCUGGUGAUCCUGCAAAGCUGAGUAUGAAAGCGGCAUUUGGAAAAGUUUGGAAACUUGAACAGAAUGGAGGUAGUAUCAUUGGUGGGACCUUCAAAGCAAUUCAAGAAAAAAACCCCAAACCUCCUCGAGACCCGCGUUUGCCAAAACCAAAGGGCCAAACCGUUGGAUCUUUUAGAAAAGGACUUGCUAUGCUGCCAAAUGCAAUUUCUACUAGGUUGGGUGGCAAAGUCAAAUUAUCUUGGAAGCUUUCAAGCAUUAAAAAGUUAGAUGGUGGGAGUUAUACCUUGACAUAUGAAACACCAGAAGGAAUUGUUUCUGUUCUGACAAAAAGUGUGGUGUUGACUGUUCCAUCCUAUGUUGCAAGUAGCUUGUUGCGUCCUCUUUCGAGUGCUGCUGCAGAUGCCCUCUCAAAGUUUUAUUACCCUCCAGUGGCCGCAGUUUCUAUAUCAUAUUCAAAAGAAGCAAUCCGGAGAGAAUGCUUAAUAGAUGGUGAGCUUAAGGGGUUUGGACAAUUGCAUCCCCGUAGUCAAGGAGUGGAGACUUUAGGGACGAUAUACAGUUCAUCACUUUUUCCUAACCGAGCACCACCUGGAAGAGUUUUGCUCUUGAACUACAUUGGAGGGGCUACCAAUCCUGGAAUCUUGACCAAGACUAAGAGCGACCUUGUAGAGGCAGUCAACCGGGACCUGAGGAAGAUGCUUAUAAAUCCAAACGCAGAGGACCCCUUUGUUCUUGGCGUUAGAGUAUGGCCACAGGCCAUUCCCCAAUUCUUGACUGGUCAUCUGGAUCUUCUUGAAGCUUCCAAAGUUGCUCUUGAGAGUGGUGGAUUUCAGGGGCUGUUUCUUGGUGGCAACUAUGUGUCUGGUGUUGCACUGGGCCGAUGCGUAGAGGGUGCUUAUGAAAGUGCAGAGGAAGUGUCUACUUUCUUGUCCAAGUAUUUGUGUAAGUGAAAUCAUGUUGGAUAGAGGCGCGUCUUUAAUUUUUUUUUUUGUUUUUGGCAAUUGGGUAUAAAAGGAUAUGGUCGGGUGAAAUAAGAGGACAGGAGAAGUUUUGGGCAGUAUCAAUUUUGUGAGACGGAUUAUGUUGUUUGUCUUAUAUUGGUUUAAGCCAACGACCAUAAUUACCUGUCUAGAAUUCACCUUGAAUGUAAUCAUCUCAGUUUUGAUUUGGUAGAACUUGAAUCCA
This is a messenger RNA of Nelumbo nucifera (sacred lotus), 2023 nucleotides long. Its product is annotated as Flavin containing amine oxidoreductase family. Gene Ontology annotation, biological process: porphyrin-containing compound biosynthetic process. The record is from RefSeq and is a predicted model, not a curated record. Gene Ontology annotation, molecular function: protoporphyrinogen oxidase activity, oxygen as acceptor. Lineage: Eukaryota; Viridiplantae; Streptophyta; Magnoliopsida; Proteales; Nelumbonaceae. Gene Ontology annotation, cellular component: chloroplast thylakoid.